AAUUUGUAUCUGGCAACCCUGAGUCGCCCCGGCCGCUCGAGAUUUGACUUGACAUUUCAGCAGCAACAUGGCAACACGGUGGGGCAUAGUAAGUGCCGGUCUGAUCUCCAAUGACUUUGUAAAUGCAUUGAAGGCCUUACCCCCAGGGGAGCACCGCCUGGUGGCUGUAGCUGCACGCUCACUUGACAGUGCAAAAAGCUUUGCAUCAAGAAAUGGAGUGGAAAAGGCAUAUGGGUCAUAUGCAGAGCUUGCUCAGGAUCCUGAUGUAGAGGUGGUGUAUAUUGGCACAAUCCAGACACAGCACCUCGCUGCUGCUUCCCUCAUGAUCCAGUCUGGGAAACAUGUCCUUUGUGAGAAACCCCUUUGUUUAAAUGUGAAGGAGACUAAGCAGCUUAUUCAACUUGCUGAGGAAAAGAAGGUUUUCCUGAUGGAGGCAGUAUGGUCAAGGUUCUUCCCUGUGUACCAGGAGAUGACAAGAAGAAUCAAGUCAGGAGAGAUUGGAGACGUGGUGCAAGUUAUCUGUUCCUUUGGCAAAUCAGUGGAGAAUGUAGAGAGGCUGCUGAAGAAAGAAACUGGCGGAGGAGUCACCCUGGAAAUAGGAAUUUACCCAGUGCAGUUUACCACACUAGUAAUGGGAGGAAAGAAGCCACAGAAAGUGCUUGCUGGUGGACACCUGAAUGCCAAUGGUGUAGAAGAAUCAACAAGUGUCUCGCUUGUCUACUCUGGACGACGCUUGGCUUCUCUGAGUGCCACCAUCAGGGCAUGUUUGCCUUCAGAGGCCUUUGUUAUUGGCACUAAGGGCACUAUCAAGGUGAACUAUCCCAUGUGGUGUCCUGAAAGCCUGGAGUCACCAUCAGGAAAAUUUGAGUCACCACUUCCCAAAACAGGUCACACUUUCAACUUUGAUAAUAGCCAAGGAUUAAUGUAUGAGGCAAUUGAAGUGAGACGCUGUCUUAAAGAAGGUUUGCUGGAGAGUCCAGGGAUGAGCCACAAAGAGAGUCUCACUAUUGCUGAAGUCAUGGAGCAAAUAAGACGACAGGUUGGAGUAGAAUUUGACUAGAACAUCAAGGCAAUCUAACAGUGUUAAGCUUUCAUAUAAAGUCGUAAACUAAUUGCUGUUAUUGAAGACUGGAGCCCAACUAUAUACUGUAUAGUGAUAGCAAUAAGAUAAUCAGUGGUAUAGUAUUAGAGUUCUUUUAGAAUAUUGUAUUAAUCUUUACUUUCAUGACAUCAGUAGUUUGCAGUAUGGAACUGUACUUGUGUUUUCUAACAUUUAUACUCAAUGAUACAAUCAAAGUUAGAAGAUUCUUAAUUCAUUAAUUAAGUUUUAUUACCAUCUCGGUUAUUACAGAACAAAAUUGUAAUUUUGUCGUGGAAGUCAAAAUCCUCAUUAGUAUGUAAUUCAUGUAAUUAUGGUUAUUCACUUGUUUAUGGAAUACACGAAGUUUCAAUUUGUUAUGUAGCUUAAUUCUGUUAAUUUGUAUUUCAACAAGUCCUUCAUUAUAUCUUGAGAUAUAUCUUGAGAUGAUUUCGGGGCUUUAGUGUCCCCGCGGCCCGGUCCUUGACCAGGCCUCCAGUAAGUCCAGUAUAGCAGCUUUAUAGUAAGAACUAACUGGUAGCAUAUUCAACUGUACCAUGGAAAUAUGUACAGGAAUUUGAGAAAUGCAGACCAUAAUAAAAUUAUAAAAUAAUUGUAAGUUAAUGGUCUGAAAUGCUCAAUUACUAUGCAGUACAUUUUUUUUCUCAACAAUAGUAAUGUUUUUAUAUUAAAAGGAUUUUCUAUUUCAGAAUUCAGUUUUCUUAGUAGUACAAAAGAUGGUGAUAUUGUUGACAGCAGCUUAAAUUUUACUUGGCUUUACCUGUUGCAACAUUUGUUUAAAUUAAUGGUUGUUAGAAAACUUCAGUUUGGUUAAUUUUUCUAUAAGUGAAUGCCUGUUUUGCUCAUUUAAAAUUAUUUAAUAAAAAUCAAAUGUUCACACAAUAACAUAAAUAGCCUUAGAAAAUUUUAAGUAAAUAACUUAACAAAUGCUAAUCUGCAGUAGCAACUAGACUGAACCAGAAAUGAGUUACUUUACAAACUGCUCAUAGAGCACAUAAUUCUUCUAGAAAAUUUAAUGAAACAUUUUAGCUAAUUAAUAAGGCAUGUGAAGUAUCAAGAAAAUUGUACUUUAACAAAUAUUAAUGCAAAAUCACUAGAACUCCUAGCCUGACCCUAUGACUAAAUGUAUGUCAAAUUACUUUCUUACAGUACAGUACUCUUACUUUGUCCAUCAUGCAUAAAUAUAUAUAACUAGCACAAUAA
Messenger RNA from Procambarus clarkii (red swamp crayfish), 2302 nucleotides. RefSeq names its product trans-1,2-dihydrobenzene-1,2-diol dehydrogenase. The record is from RefSeq and is a predicted model, not a curated record. Gene Ontology annotation, molecular function: nucleotide binding. NCBI's taxonomy places the organism in Eukaryota, Metazoa, Arthropoda, Malacostraca, Decapoda, Cambaridae.